Candidula unifasciata is the source of this 537-nucleotide messenger RNA. The record is from the annotation of a GenBank genome assembly. NCBI's taxonomy places the organism in Eukaryota, Metazoa, Mollusca, Gastropoda, Stylommatophora, Geomitridae.
AUGUGUGGCUUUGACUUCGACAUGGAAUUCAACUGGAUACGAAUGCCCCCGAUCGAUGGAAUUAGGAGAAAAACCGUGGUAGACCCUGUCCCAACCCCUACACAUUUGGGCUGCUGCCUGGCAACAUCCAAAAAGAACUUUGAAAAACUCGGGAAAUACGACCCAGGACUCGAAAUUUGGGGAUGUGAAAAUCUGGAGCUUUCUUUCAAGGCCUGGAUGUGUGGCAGUAGGCUGGAGAUAAUUCCGUGUGCACAUAUCGGCCACAUGUUUAAGACAUAUUUGCCCUUCAAAUUUGUCGGCAGACCUGAUGCAGUUCGUAGGAACUGUCUUCGCGUUGCAGAGGUUUGGAUGGACCAAUAUAAAGUGUUUUAUGAACAUAGACUGUCGGGUUUAGAGGUUAGUUAUCUCUGUGUUUCUGCCUCUUUGUACCUGUCUCUGCAUUUCUGUCUGUCUGAAUGUGUGUCUAUGUGUCUCUUUCUCUUUUUUUUUUUUUUUUUUUUUUUUUUUUUUUGGUUUUGGUUUUUGUUUCCAUCGUAA